Molecule: messenger RNA, 1283 nt
Organism: Daucus carota subsp. sativus
Lineage: Eukaryota; Viridiplantae; Streptophyta; Magnoliopsida; Apiales; Apiaceae
Exons: 2
Coding region: 174-818 (214 amino acids)
Molecular function (GO): DNA binding
Source: RefSeq, a predicted model, not a curated record
UGGGUAUAUGUAAACAAGGUGUUUGUUUAUAUUCUUGAAAAAAUGACUCUGAUUAAAUUGAAUCCAUUGAUGCUUCUAGUAAUCUAGUGUAAGUUGUGUACUUGUGUGAAGUGUAUAUUACUAUAAUUGAGACUUGAGAUUAACUUGUCUGCCCAUUUAUUUGAUCCAGGGAAAUGGAUUCGUCAAAAAACAAAAAGAAAACGAAUGCUCCUAAUAUUGAGAUAAUACCAGAGAACGCACCAUAUAUGGAUGAUAGUCAUAUCACAGUUAGAAGCUUUGCGGAUGAAUCAUUUUCCGACGAAGAUGUUGAACAAGAAGAAGUCUCAAAAUUAUCAACGAAACGUAAAAGGGAUGUCCAAGAUGUGGCUGCAAAUGAAAAUAGGAAUUCGGAAGAACCUGAAAUUGGAAGCGAAAAAGAUGGGUCUGUACCGGUGCCGGAAACCAGUGACCAGCCUUUUCAGAAAAAACCUAAGAAGAAGACCUCGGGUGUUUGGGAGUAUAUGGAUACGGUUAAUGUUAAAGGUGUCGAAAGAUACAAGUGCACGCUCUGUUCUAAACUCUUUCUGAAAAGUAAGACUUCUUCAACUUCCUCAAUGAAAAGACAUCUUGAAAAAUGUGUGAAGGCACACAGUGGUACUCUGCAACCACAACUUCAAGUUCGACGAGGUCUUGGCGAUGAGGUACAAGUUUCUGCAUUUGUACUAGUAACAAGUGUAGUUAGAUGGCUGCAACUCAAAAGAUGCUCUUUUUUGGUGAUUAUUUUUGUUGAAAGGAACAUUGGAGUGUUGAAAGGAACAUUGCAAAGUCCUCUUCUCUGAUAUGCUGCUACUGGCUCAUCAAUGGCAUCAGUACUUUUUGUAUAAAUUAUCACGACCUAGUUUCUAGAAGUUCAAUAUGAUUGAAAUUAUUAAUGUAAUGAAAUGAGCCAGUGAUGCAAAUCAUGUAAUUUGUGAUAUGAUGUUUUGGAGUCUGGACUGUGGACUAAGGAUGUUUAUCAACUGUUAGCUAUUUCUUAUAUUGACAGGUUAUAUAUGAAUUUAUAAAAUCUGAUACUUGUUUUUACAAACGAGUUCGAGUUCGGGCUCGAGCCGGGUCGAGUCUCGGGUAUCGAGUCGAGUUCUAUUCGAGCUCGGCACAUACUCGGCUCGGCUCGUUUAUCAAAACGGGUACAAAAGUGUGCUCGAGCUCGACUCGUUUUACGGGAUCGAGCCGGGUCGAGCUUUACAAAACGAGUUCGAGCUCGAGCUGCUCGCGAGCAGCUCGUCUCAUAUUACAGCCCUAAA